GUGCCCUUCUUCAAUUUUAGGUUUUCACACUGAGGUUUGUUUUCUUUCAUUUUUUUCCCUCAUCCAACUACCCACCGCCCCCUUCUUCUUCUUCAAAAUCUAACCCUAACCCACAUGAAAGAGUCUCUGGAGAGACAGAGGGGAGACAGAGAGACCUCCGGCUUCCAUACGGUCGCCGCGCCGCACAUGCCUCUCCGGCGUCGACAUGACAGACGGGUCCGCCGUACAUGGUGGUGGGGUUAUGUCGGUUCUCCGGCGGUUGCUAGGUUGUCCGUUGCUGUUUCUGUCCACAUCAACAGAAGUCGAUGGUGACCGCAGAUAUGGUAUCCCCAGAGUGACAAGGAUGGCUUCAAGAAGCUCCGGCGAAACACCUAGGUCCGCUCCUAUUCCGGCGAAGUUCCCCGUAUGUUUCCCGAUUAUUAAGGUAAAUCUUCGAUAGUAAGGCAUGAAUUUGAUCUGAGAUGAGCGUAUGGGGAUCACAGGAUGGGGAGAAGAGACUUAAAUUCAAACUCACAUGUUAACCAACACAAUGGCGACCUCGAUUCUCCUUCAGCAAUCCAUCAACUGCUUCAUCUGCAACCACCAGUUUGGGAAGAACAACUUGGCCGCAACUAAAUCUAAUUUCGUGGAGAAAUGUAAGAAACUUCGUGAUAUUAAGGCUAGAGUAGCGGUUGAUGCUAUGGAGACUGCUACUUCUCCUACUGCUUUUCCGUUUUUUCAGACAGAACCGAAACAAGAAGAUACGCCUGCUUCUAAGUUCACAUAGGGCGCCUAUAAAAACAACAUUGGUAAGAACGUUUUGCCCUUUGUCUGAAAAAGAGGUUCAGUAUUGCCCUUCAAGGAUAUUGACGAUGGCUACCCAAAAACGACCGGAGCAAAACGCAAUCUUGCCGGCGUGGAACCAAUAAUUACCGGAGUGCACGAACCCAGGUCAGCUAAAGAACCGGGAUUUACUGAUUUUUCUGGUAAUCGGAAUACCCUUUGAAGUCGCCGCCGCCACCGCUACGGCUAAGCACCACAACCGGGUUUGCGUUGAUGAAGCAGACGAUACGAAACCAGAUCCGCUCUGCUCACCGCGGCGUUUGGCUGCUGGGUGUUUGAAAUGGUUGUGGCGGCGAGGUGGCUACGGCGGUGUGGGCUGGGGCGAUGAAUGAGGAAGACAGAAGCUUGUGUUUUGGCUUAUUUAUACAAAAUUCGGGUGGCAUCACAAUUUGACAUAUUCCGUCUUGCGGGAAGCUGGCGAAGUGGUUAGAGAGUCGUGAAGUGGGAAAAAGACAUUUCAGAACAGAACAAUUUGCUUCUAUUUUGUGUGAAACUAUGUUGUUUCUAAUUCAUCUUUCUUCUUCCUCUGCUCUCACUAUCCGGCCUUUCUUCCCAGCGAUUCACUGGUCACUCGAUCCAUCAUCUUCACCGCUGCAUCAUCUUCUCUUAUCUUUCUUCUUCCUCUGCUCUCACUAUCCGGCCUUUCUUCCCAGCGAUUCACUGGUCACUCGAUCCAUCAUCUUCACCGCUGCAUCAUCUUCUCUUAUCUUUCUUCUUCCUCUGCUCUCACUAUCCGGCCUUUCUUCCCAGCGAUUCACUGGUCACUCGAUCCAUCAUCUUCACCGCUGCAUCAUCUUCUCUUAUCUUUCUUCUUCCUCUGCUCUCACUAUCCGGCCUUUCUUCCCAGCGAUUCACUGGUCACUCGAUCCAUCAUCUUCACCGCUGCAUCAUCUUCUCUUAUCUUUCUUCUUCCUCUGCUCUCACUAUCCGGCCUUUCUUCCCAGCGAUUCACUGGUCACUCGAUCCAUCAUCUUCACCGCUGCAUCAUCUUCUCUUAUCUUUCUUCUUCCUCUGCUCUCACUAUCCGGCCUUUCUUCCCAGCGAUUCACUGGUCACUCGAUCCAUCAUCUUCACCGCUGCAUCAUCUUCUCUUGCUGCAAGCAAAUUGAUUCUAAAGUCUUUUGUUGGUUUCUAAGGAAAUAACAAUGGUAUGUCAAGUUUCAAGAGGCAAAAUGAAAGGACUGUUAUGAUAAGAAAACCUAACGUUUGAGAUGGCGAGCAUGAAUGGGAUAAGGUAUCCAGUUGUGGACACAUUGGGGAUUAUGGAAAUUGUUGAAGAUAAGGUUUAUGUGGCGGUUGGGAAGAAUAUGAAAGAGAGUCAGUCAACUCUGCGAUAAGCGCUACACAAUUCAGGAGGUAGACAGAUAUGCAUACUUCAUGUUCACCAACCUGCAGAGAAGAUGAGCAUUUGUAAUGUCUUUUUCCUUAGCUUUAGUCAAUAAUUAGAAUUCAGUCUGUUUGGUUAAUGUUUGAUAGAUGCUAAUGUUUUGCAACUUAAUGACUUGCUGGUUUCGACUGAUUCGAGGUGUAUUAUAGGUCAGCAUAUGUUAUCUUUGAUAGUUUAUAUUUUGUGAUUCUUUGGCCGAUUGUUGUUAUAAACUCUUUGUGAGUGUGAUUAAGAACCAAAAUUGGGGUU
Helianthus annuus (common sunflower) is the source of this 2458-nucleotide messenger RNA. RefSeq lists its product as uncharacterized. The transcript has 14 exons. The record is from RefSeq and is a predicted model, not a curated record. NCBI's taxonomy places the organism in Eukaryota, Viridiplantae, Streptophyta, Magnoliopsida, Asterales, Asteraceae. The coding region runs from base 1318 to 1965 and encodes 215 amino acids.